AUGGUCGAGAGAGUCGAAGCCAAGCCCUCGAGCUCGAGGCGGUCGGCAUUCCCGGAAAUUAGCAUGGAGAUGAAUGAAAUGGAAAUCGCUUUAGAUCCAUCAGAAGAGGAUUCAGUGUGUCUCGGUAAUUAUUUUUUCGCUCUUCCCAUAUUAAAAUAGAUAAUCGUGGAGCUCUUCUUUUGUAAACGUCUUCCGCUCCAAACCCGAACUCGAUGUCAUUAAAGAUGUCAUCCUGGAUUUCAUUUUCUUUUAUGAGCUGGAUACGUUCAGGUUUACUUUGCGGGAUAACAUAUCAUCAUCUUGUAGUUUUACAUUAGUCUCCUUGACUUGUAAUAAUAUUUAUUUAAUUUGUAAUCAUUUCUUUUAAGGCUCCUCUUAUGGUAUGCGAUGAUCUGGAGGUUGCACAUUCUAUUGCAUUUGGUUACAAUGUACGUUAAUUCAGUUGGCUUGACUCCUCUACCCCAUCAAUUACGGUAUUUUGUUCGAUCGACGAGGACACCUCGUAUUCAGGGGAUUAAAAAUAUCAACAGAUUUAGCACAAAGAAACCGAGUGAGGAUAAGGAGAGUUCAGAUAUUACAUCUACGCUUCCCGGGAUAGCUGUAAGUGAUAAUAUUAAAUUCUAAUAGGAGAAUUAGAAUUUUAAUAGCAAAGAAAUGGAGGCCAUGUUGUUGGAUCCAGAGCUGAAGUCGUUAAAGUCGAAGAUAAGUGAUGGAAUCGAGGCUCAGAGAGAACUGAAGGCCAGGCUAAGGAGAUUAAAUAUUCAGACCAGAUAUCGGGCGGUAAAAACAGCGACAAAAACUGGCGACAGCUGGAAGAAACCGCUUUUAAAACAACUUGGUGUCCGGAUUACUAAACAAAGUGAGCGGGUUUAAAGUUAUGUUAAAUAAAUUGUACACAGCUGUUAUUAUAUUCAUGAUUUAACGAGCGUUUUAGAGGCGACUACGAAACGCAGAUCAGAAGGUAAAUUGAAGAAUCUGAAGACCUUUAAGCCUCACAAAUAUGUGAAGACAGGGAGAGCGGAACAAUCCAAUUUGAUUACCAAACGAUUCUAUUCGGAUAAGCCUCCGCCGACUCAGGUUCAAGUCGAACGUAUGUUGUAUUAAUUGGCCUCACUGUUAGAUUAAAUUAUGUCAUAAUUCUUCGAAUCAAAAAAUGUUUAUUUCAGCCUCGAAAGUUGUCGCAGAGAUCCAAGAAUCAGUAAAAAAAGCGUUGAACAAAGUGUUUUCCUCUGGGAAAUUGGCACAGAUCGAUGAUUUCGAUGAGGUUGUGGUGAAAAAGGUAUGAUUUUGUAACAUUUUCUUUUACCACUUUGAAGUUUUUUUAUCAUCUACAAGUUCCUUGUUUCGAAAUAAUCGCCACACCUUUCGCGUAAUCCUCCAAAACCUUUUAAGAAAGUUUUAAGAUGUGACCCAGUUACUAAAUAGUAUUGUACUCUAUUCGAUCGACGUCUUCAUGUUUUAGAAGCACCGUCACGAAAGUCCGAAAUCUUUUGCUCUUCCCAAGAAAUUCGACCUCUACCCAACUCAGCCCGCCUUCUGCCGUCGAUGUUACAAGUUUUUCUCGACGAUUAUUGAUGCCGAUGUCACCAAAGUGUACCAAUAUUGCUGUACGGUGGGGAACCACAAGAGUCGGAUCUUGCAGGGAGUCAAGCUGAGAACCCUCUGA
Messenger RNA from Bursaphelenchus xylophilus (pine wood nematode), 1666 nucleotides. The record is from the annotation of a GenBank genome assembly. NCBI's taxonomy places the organism in Eukaryota, Metazoa, Nematoda, Chromadorea, Rhabditida, Aphelenchoididae.